AUGAUCGGGUUUUCUCACUCCCGUGCAUGUCGUUACCGACCCUACAUGUUUAUGGUAGCCGACACGGGCUCUAGCUUGACGUGGGUCCACUGCGAACUAUACAACUCCUCCACUAUGCGGGAGCGUAGUGAAGGUUGUACGGUUGGCAGUGGACCCACAUCCCGUGUCGACUACCAUAAGCAUGUAGGGUCACGACCAGUGCCGACACACACUGGAGUGAGAAAACCAGAGUUCCUCCUAGAAAUGAGGAGCGGGGUCUCGACAUUUGGUUUUGAUUUUGUGGUGAUGAUGCUCAUGUUGCUGCUGGCAGCGAGGCAGGAGGUGGAAAGGUCCCAGUCGAGGCGGGAGGCUUCUUCUGGGGAUAUGUUUGGGUCAUAG
Molecule: messenger RNA, 378 nt
Organism: Striga asiatica
Lineage: Eukaryota; Viridiplantae; Streptophyta; Magnoliopsida; Lamiales; Orobanchaceae
Source: the annotation of a GenBank genome assembly